AUGCGAUGCGCGCCCGUGCAGCCCCAGGGCGAUGAACGCCGGCGGCCGGACAAGCCCUGUACUUUCUCGGGCGCGAACGCUCCGUGUCCGUAUUCACCCGGCGGACGCGGUUUUGUGUUGGUUGCAGUUCCGCCGGGCAGGACGCCUCGCCCGCGGGGGUCCGCCAGCGUGUUGGCCUGUGCGUGGGCGGCCCCUGCCGGACGGUUUUUCGCAUGCAGUUGCUUGCCCCGCGGCAUAGAUUGGUGCCUUGUGUCAGACGGUUGUCGCAUGUUGUUGAU
Amoebophrya sp. A120 is the source of this 278-nucleotide messenger RNA. The record is from the annotation of a GenBank genome assembly. Lineage: Eukaryota; Dinophyceae; Syndiniales; Amoebophryaceae.